AUGCCAUCGGUGGUGGGAGUUGAGGCGACAUCAGUCCUUCAAGAGGGGUCGCCCCAUCGCGCAAGUCGCGCAUCACUGAGAGUCCUGAAUCGCAACAUCGGCCAGGUCGUCUUUGGUGAAUUACUCUUCGACACCUGGUACUACUCCCCCUAUCCGGACAAUAUCAUUCUUGGUCCUGAACAUCAGCACGUGCCGCUUAAACACACUGGAACGGCAGCAGACCUUCGAAACGCGAGCGUGCAUACUAUAAAUGGCGAUCAACCGCAAUGCCGUCGCCUGUACGUCUGCCCGUUCUGCUUUCGCUACACACCUGUGGAGCAUGACUUCAUGCAACAUCUGCAACAUCACCGCAACCGUCGUGAGCAAGGUCUAGAGACACAGCCCGUCCCGGAGUCUGCGUUCAAGGUGUACGAAUGGGAAGGCCACGCCGUGUGGGAGAUUGACGGCGAAAAGGAAAAGCUCUAUUGCCAGAACUUGUCCCUGUUCGGGAAAUUGUUCCUCGAGCAGAAGAGCGUCUUCUUCGACACGACUGGGUUCAAAUACUACGCUUUGACGUACACGAAGCCAGCUGGUAUCGCGCCAGCCACAAAAGGCCGAGGACGGAAGCGAAGCUCAUCUGUGCUCGAAGAUGACAUUUUUCACGAGACGCAGGUGCUGGGAUUCUUCUCCAAGGAGAAUUUGUCAUGGGACGCGAACAAUCUGGCUUGCAUCUUGAUAUUCCCACCUUUCCAGCACCGACAACUCGGUCAGUUGCUGAUGGCAGUGUCAUACAAACUCAGCGGAUGGGAGUGGGAAGGAGGCAUCAUCGGAGGUCCUGAGAAGCCACUUAGUGCUAUGGGUCGCAAAAGCUACCUGAGAUUCUGGUCGGAGCGUAUCGCGCGAUUCUUCAUGGGUCAAAGUGCAGAUGCUGAUGGAAAGAGAGUUUUCCACAAAGCUAGGAAGAGGACGGUCAACCCAAGAAAGGAGGAAAUGACUGUCAAGGACAUCGGAAGUCGCACAGGCAUGUUGCCGGAAGACAUCGUUGCCGCUCUGACCGAAAUGGGAGUCUGCAAAGUUGUCUUGCCGAAACGGAAGAGAAAGGUUUCGAAUGAAAUGAACGGGUCUGCGAGUCAUGCUGAUCAGCCGGAGCCAGAAGAACUGGCUACUAUGAUAGUGGAGAGAUCCAAGAUCCUGCAAUGGGCGAAGAACAACGGGGUUGGUCUGAGCAGCCCUGUCCGAGAAGAAGGGUUCUUGGGUGAGUGGGCACUGAGUGACCUUGAAGGGUCAGAGGAUGUUGAGGAGUCCGGCGACUCCAGCAGUGUAUGA
Messenger RNA from Exophiala viscosa, 1305 nucleotides. Its product is annotated as histone acetyltransferase. NCBI's taxonomy places the organism in Eukaryota, Fungi, Ascomycota, Eurotiomycetes, Chaetothyriales, Herpotrichiellaceae. The coding region runs from base 1 to 1305 and encodes 434 amino acids. Gene Ontology annotation, cellular component: MSL complex; chromatin. Gene Ontology annotation, molecular function: histone H4K16 acetyltransferase activity; transcription coregulator activity. The transcript has a single exon. The record is from RefSeq and is a predicted model, not a curated record. Gene Ontology annotation, biological process: positive regulation of transcription by RNA polymerase II; negative regulation of DNA-templated transcription.